This is a messenger RNA of Priceomyces carsonii, 783 nucleotides long. RefSeq lists its product as uncharacterized. The record is from RefSeq and is a predicted model, not a curated record. The coding region runs from base 1 to 783 and encodes 260 amino acids. The transcript has a single exon. Lineage: Eukaryota; Fungi; Ascomycota; Pichiomycetes; Serinales; Debaryomycetaceae.
AUGGUUUUUGGUCAGAGUUUUUAUAAAAAAGAGAAAAAGCGUAUUACUGCUAUCAUUAAAGAACCAUUGCUAGAGUAUGUGUUAAUGUACUUACCACACUUGCAAUGGGGAGAUCAGGCUAAGGGUGACAUGUGGGAGGUAGUUGCGAUCAGUCUUAACAACCAUGAGUUCACCGUGGAUCCAAAGCAAAGCUCGGAAGUUCCACAGGGCGCGUAUUUACCUACGUUUAAUGGUACCUAUGUUAAGGAAAUAUAUGAUCAAUUGAUGUCAGAUUUUAGAGUCCGAUUCGUGAUACACAAUGAUUCACCAAAUAGGUCUUCCUUGUAUCAUUUACCUAUGAAGGAAGUACUAGAUGACAGGUGUGAUAGGCUCUUGUGUGAGCUAUUCUACUCAUGCAGUCAUGAUGUCGAAGUUAUGUCUAAUCUAAGUAAAGAGAGAUAUGAAAAGCAGUAUAGAGCUGUCUACGAGCAAAUAACAUCGUCCCUUGGUCUUUCUUUGAAUGUAAAAGAAGGCGAUAAAUUUUCUGAUGAGGAAACUGCCAAGCUAGAUGAGUCGCUGGAUAACAAGGAAGAACCAUCGACACGUAGAAUGCUCAAUAACGCUCAAAGGAACCAAUUCAAUCUUAAGAUUGAAAGUCUCGAGAAGGAAUUGGAAAAGAGAGAUAAAAGAGCCGAACAACUUACUGAAGAAAAUAAAAGGCUCUUGGAGUUGAAUCACGAUUUGAUCCUUCAAAUGAAAAAUUCAGAUGGCUCUUCGGCUACUGGAAUAACGAUACCCAAGUAA